CCUCUCAUUCCCACUUUUGCCUGUUCUUCAAACCUCUAGUUUGUGGUUGCUGAUGGUUACAACCAGCCAUGGUACGGCCCGUAACAGAUGAUGACAUCGGCCUCAAAGUGCUCCGGAAGACACCAGGAGACACCGUCGACAUCGUCGCGAUUCACGGCAUCGGAGCGCACCCAGACGACACCUGGUGUAAGAAUGUCCCCACGGCUGAGGGCCCAAGGUGGGUUAACUGGCUCUCUGAUGAGGCCAUGCUACCUGCUGUAGCACCUCACGCGCGAAUUAUGCGAUAUGGAUACGAGUCACGGUGGUUUGGAGAAGGGGCCCUGCGGCAGAAUGCAUCGACGGUGGCACAGCGACUGCUCUUGGCCCUCGGUCUAAAGAGAGAGGAAAAUCCAAAGCGCCCUCUUAUCUUCAUAGCACACUGUUUUGGUGGAUUAGUUGUGCUGAAGGCCCUCGUGGAAGCCCGGCACCACGAAAUCGACUGGCCCGACGUGUUUGCCUCUACUACCGGUUUAAUAUUCCUUGGUACGCCCUUCAGGGGUACGGACGAGAUGAGCCAGACCGAGAUGUUAGAGGCAGCACGGAGGGAGUAUGAGGAAGAUGACAUACAGCCAGAAAUCCUGAGGAUAUUGGAGCCAGGAAACGAGAUUCUUCAAGAUGUUGUGGAAUCGUUUGGAAAGACACGAAGGCUUGAAAAGAAAGCCCUUGUUGCCUGCUUUUACGAACUGAAGCCAUGCAACGUGGGAAAGAUCGUAGGAAAUCAGAAACGAACGCAGUUUGUAGUGAAUAAGAGCUCUGGUUGCCUCGAUAUAUCAGAAGGCAUGGAACAUGUCUCGCUCUCAAGAACGCAUUUUGACAUGAACAAGUUUGGGAAAUCGUCAGAGGAAGACUUUCAGAUGAUGGCCGCAGUGGUAAAAAAGAUGGUCAAAGCCUCUAAUGGGCCCAUGCUGGCUCGAUCAAUCACUUCUGAACCCAUUGGUGUUAAACAUCCAGACUCCGUUUCCUCAUGCAAUAAAGCAAUGACUGCCAGCAGCUGGCGUAAUUUUAGACUGAGAGGAAUUCCGAUGGAGUUUCAACGCAAGGUAGAUGUUUGUGACUUUAUCAAGAACAUUCUCUCCAUGGAACGGGACGCCAGUUUAGUAGUGCAUUCACUUGCCGUCAACCCUAUAGACGGUCACACCAAGGUCGCAACUCUCAGCUUCGACACGCUGCCUGCGUCUUUAUCCAACGACAAUAAAAACGAAUGGGUAUUUGGUAUGCCCGAGAAUGCAUCUUUCAAUGGGGAAAUCUUGAAUCACAAAGGACGCCUGGUAUUCGAUACUCAUUUUUCAGGCUUCACGCCUCUUCAUGACGCCGAAGAUGAUUGCUAUGUCGAUGUAAUCGCGAUAUCUGGUCCAGGUGAUGCUUUCGAUUCCUUCCAAGAAACGGACGGGCCUUUCAUGUGGCUUCGUGACGCUCUACCACUGGACUUACCUAAAGCGAGAAUUUUCAUCUAUGGAUAUAAUAUUCGAGAUGGUCAAAGUGACUCCUUCACGACCUUGGCCACUCUAGGUCGAGAAUUUGAAAUCGAAAUACAGAAUGUUCGGCGCACUCGUCAGUCUCGCCCGAUAGUAUUCAUCGGGCAUGGUGUUGGCGGCCUCCUCAUUAAGGAGGCUGUGGUCCAGGACAAAAAGAAUAUCGAAGGCAACUCGACGGCGAUACUAGAUGUCACUAAUGGGUUUUUGUUCUUCGGCGUUCCCCAUUUGGGGCUUGCUGCUGGAUCAUUUGCUAAAUUGUUACCAAAUCACUCUCAGUUGUACACGGAGGGUCUCAAAUGGAAGUCAGUACUACUUCAACAACUUGAGAGCGAUUUCAAGGCCGCACUUGGCCCCAUGGCCCCUGAAAUUAUCUCCUACCUCGAAAUCGAAAGAUCUUCUAUGAAAAAUAAGAGGACUGAUGGUGUACUGGAACUCUCGGAGCUCUCUCGCUCUUUGGACGUCAUAGUCAACCACUUAUCUGCGACAUGUGGCAGCCACCUCCAAUACCCAGUGGAUCAGAAUCACUCGGAACUUGUGAAAUUCAGCAGCGAAUUUGAUAUUUUAUACAGCCAUGUCAAACUUGGUCUGCUGCCAAUGGCACUCAAGAGGUUGGAUCAUGAUAUUAGAAGUAGAGGCCCUCGAGAUCCUCCAUCGCCACCACUGUCUCAAGAGAAUAUAGAUUGUCUGAGAUCACUCUCCUUUCAAGAACAGGAUUCCAGGUUUAACAAGAUACAUGUAACAAAAGGCACUUGUAGCUGGUUCUUGGACGACCUUCAAACUCGAAAGUGGAUCAACAAUUCACGAGGGCUUUUCUGGGUCAAAGGGAAUCCUGGGGCAGGAAAAUCCGCUCUCAUGAAAUCUGCUUUUGCCCAAAUGAAUCAGAUGAAUCAAAUGAAGACUGACGAGCUGCUUCUUCGUUUUUUCAUACAUGGCAGAGGCACCUUUUUGCAAAAGUCGCCUCUUGGCACCUUUCGCGCCCUAUUAAACUCGAUGCUCAGCCAUUUCCCCGAAUAUCUCUCCGAGCUGACCGAGCAAUUCGAAGAUCGCGAGAAACGCGUCGGGUCUUAUCAUGAGAAAAGGUGGGACUGGGACGAGAAAGAGCUACGAGAACUCAUGUCAAAAGUCCUGGUCCAGGGAACACACCAUCGAUCAAUCAUUAUAUUUGUCGACGCACUGGACGAGUAUGGAGAGGAUCUUGCGAAAGAAAUGGUGAGGUAUUUCAAAGAUCUUAUGAAAGAUGUUGAGCGCGAGAAAGCCCAAGUCAAGAUCUGCUUUUCUUCUAGGCACUACCCAAUCCUUGGUCAUGACGAGAUCCCGGCGGUUCUUGUAGAGAACCGAAACGAGAAGGAUAUCAAACUAGUUACUAAAGACUUUCUGAAAGAUAUCAAACCGGUAGCCAAACGGGAGCAGUUUGAGAAGGAGAUCCUUCGCAAGGCUCAAGGGUCAUUCCAAUGGGCAGUCUUAGUUGCCACUAUAGUGAGGGAAGAGAGUAUAAUUGGGACAAAGGCAGAUCGAAUUGCCGGAAAGUUGGCAUCUAUUCCGAAAGACCUCGACGGGUUAUACACUGAGAUCCUCAGAAAUGCGACUGAUUCUGAAAGGGAUCAGAUGAUCAAGCUGUCCCAGUGGAUUUUGUUCAGUGAGCGCCCUUUGUCAGCACUAGAACUUCGGGAUGCAUUGGCAACCGAUCAGGACAUGGCUUAUUCAGGCAUUACUGAAUUGAAAGAACAUGAGGUCUGGGUCAAAGAUCUAUCGCAGUUUGAGACGCGGAUCAAGCAUAUUUCCAGAGGGCUGGUAGAAUUCCAGACUCCUGAUGUAUGGGAGCAAUACGAUCCCGACGAGAACACCCACUAUCGGGAAGCGCAAUUCAUUCAUCAAUCCGUUGCCGAUUUCAUUCUCAACAACGUUCUCAACGAUACCAAGCGUCGUCAUGGCAGCUCUUACUCUGAAAUUGGAAUCGGCCACUACCAAAUCUCAAGGUCUUGCCUGAGAUAUCUUGCGAUUGAGGACGUUUUACAAGGCCAUCAACUCUCUCGUGGAACCCUCUCGGUGAGGUUUCCACUGGCUCCAUAUGCAGUAAGAUUUCUCUUUAAGCAUAUCCAGACAGUAGAACAAGAGCGAAUACCACAGCUCGACCUUCUGUCGCUUAUUCAAUGGGCGCCACAGUCAGAACCAUUGCAAAGACUCGCUCACGUCUGGAAAGUCUUGGACCCCAAUUCUGCCUAUGCGCCUAUAGGCUGGCCCUUCGUCAAAGCAACCUCUCUCCAUGUUUCGGUUGCUUUUGGUUCAAAAAGUGCCCUCAUGGCAUGUCUCCAGGAGGACGAUGGGGGAAUCAAUAGCAGAGAUUCUGAAGGGAAUACUCCAUUGCUUCUUGCUAUGCGAGAGCACCACCAAGAUCUAGCAUUAGCACUGUUAGAUUGGUCAGUGGAAACACAGAACCUCCCUGAGAAUUCAUUAGCCCAGAAUACCUCAACACAAAAUUGGAGCGCUCCGAAAACAAGAAAAGCUGCGGACAUCAAUGCUGAAAACAAAGAUGGCGAAACCCCUUUGACUAUUGCUGUAACUGGAAAUGCUGAACAAGUAUUUUUAAGGUUGAUUGAGCUCGGCGCUGAUCUCAA
This is a messenger RNA of Aaosphaeria arxii CBS 175.79, 4129 nucleotides long. RefSeq lists its product as uncharacterized. Lineage: Eukaryota; Fungi; Ascomycota; Dothideomycetes; Pleosporales. The annotation marks the transcript as partial. The transcript is spliced from 13 exons. Gene Ontology annotation, molecular function: protein binding. The record is from RefSeq and is a predicted model, not a curated record.